Messenger RNA from Drosophila grimshawi, 1657 nucleotides. RefSeq names its product glutaredoxin domain-containing cysteine-rich protein CG31559. Bases 190 to 1608 code for a protein of 472 amino acids. NCBI's taxonomy places the organism in Eukaryota, Metazoa, Arthropoda, Insecta, Diptera, Drosophilidae. Gene Ontology annotation, biological process: sensory perception of sound. The record is from RefSeq and is a predicted model, not a curated record. The transcript has 2 exons.
UGAAGCAUAAAGACAUGCGAGAGCGGGUGCAACGGCCGUCAAGAAGUCAGUGAACGCCAGCAAGACAAACACAACUAAAUAAGACUUCAGGUCUAUUCAAAACUCAGUAAGUGCGUGUUUAAGCGCGUGUUCAAGCCAAAAAUAAAAGAAAAACAAAAGCGAGAAAAAAAACGUACAAAAGUGUUAAGCAUGGUUGUGCAAAAGGCAAACACGCCCACUUUGCCAGCUGCAGCUGUGGCAGACAGUCCGGCCAACUGCUACAUGCAACAGUAUCACAAAUAUGCCACACACUGCGAGACGGCAGACAGUGGCAAUGGCAGCGAUCUGGAGAGCAAUAGCGGACCGGUGCAGGCAGCACUCACGCUAACGGACGACAGCGAGGAGAGUGAGCCAUCCUCGCUCAACAGCGACUCCCUCAACUGUAGCAGCACGGAGUAUGUGCGUCAAGCGGCGGCCAAGCCAAGCGGUCAGUUGAGGCAGCGCCACAAGUCGCUGCGCAUGCUGGGCACACUUUUACCGGACUCCCUGCUGCGGGACAUACGAGACAGACGGAGUGCGGAGUAUGUGGUGCAGUUCACCAGCCCUGCCACAGGGGUCAAGGACAAGCCGCCUGUCGAGACUGAGCUCGAGACUGACAAUGGCGAAAUCGAAGCCGAGUUGCGUGCAACGCAACGACUCUCGCUCAAUGAGGCAAGCAUUGAAGAGCUGCGCGCGGCGGUGCAGCGCGCCAACUUCGUGCAAACCGGUGAGGAGUCGCCACCGCCACCGUCACCAGUUGUAACCGCAAGACAAACAAGCAACGGCAACAGCAAUGGCAACGGCAACGGCAACAGCAAUCGGUGCAGCAGCCGCAGCAGCAACUACAAAUAUGCUGACGAUCAAUACUACAGCUUUCACAUCAACGAGCACGAGAACUUUCGGAGCUUUGCGCGGCAUGGAGACGAGCCGCAUCUAACGGUUAACGAUGAUGCCGAGCAACACGACGUGUUCGCCGGCUAUCGGGACUUGAGGAGCAACGCCAGCUCCACACAAUCCACAAUACGCUCAGCCAAGGGCACCGUUCGCGGUGUUAAGAAUCGUGUGCGCAAUGGAAUAGCCACAUUCUUGCAGCUGCAACAGCAGCCAAAUGCCAAGUGUUACAUGGAGAAAGAUAUGGGCAAGGUGGUGCUGUAUACGACCAGCAUGGGCGUCAUACGGGACACCUACACGAAAUGUGCCAAUUUGAAACAGAUUCUGCGCACCCUGCUGGUCAAGUUCGAGGAGCGGGAUGUCUUCAUGAGCGUGGAGUACCAGGCGGAGAUGCGACAACGUAUGCAAUCCUCACAGAUACGCGUGCCCCAGCUCUAUGUGGAGGGUCAGCAUAUUGGCGAUGCGGACACUGUGGAGCGAAUGAACGAGUCGGGGGAGCUGCGACAACUGUUGAAGCCCUACAAAUCGAUAGCCAGCAACUAUACCUGCCAGACCUGUGGAGGGUAUCGUCUUCUGCCCUGCCCCUCGUGCAACGGCUCCAAGAAGUCUGUGCAUCGCAAUCACUUUACGGCCGAAUUUGUAGCGCUCAAAUGCAUGAACUGUGACGAGGUGGGGCUAGUCAAGUGCCACAACUGCUGAGUGGCAUCAGCCUCAGGACUGUCCCUCUAUCUAUCCAUCUGUCUAUCUA